UCUCUUUUUUUUUCCAGCAAAAUUAGUAGUCCAAAAAUCAAACAAAAUCUUGAUUUGUAUGUGAUUAAAAGACAUGGUUGAUGAGUCUGUGGAUGAGUAUCUUGAUAUCGUCGGGAAGACGUUUGGUAGCGAGGACGAUGGUUUCGACUUCUAUAACAGUUAUGCUCUUGAGAAAGGUUUCAGUGUGCGGAAAAGCUAUGUUGAGUGGGAUGAAGCCAACCAGGAGAUAAUUUUGAGGAAAAUGGGUGGAUUUCUUAGAAAGGACUAAAGUAAGAAUGACAUAAUCUACUUAAGAGUGUAUAUACUGUAUAUGUAAACAAACAAAUCGGAAUUUACUCACACUUUUAAGUAUGUUUAUUUUCGAUCUCUCUCUCUCUCUCUAGACUUUUCUCUUGUUCUUUUUUAGGGGAAUACAUUGCUUUAUUCAACACAAACUUGGGAAGAAAUACAGGCAAUGUCAGGAGUUUCUAAAAGCCUCAAACGGCGACCAAACGAAAGUGAUGAAGCCACUCUCCGUGGAGGUUUUGUCAGGAGUUUCUAAUCUCGAAACCUAAACACGUCUUCUUAAACAGAGACUGCCAAGCUAAAACUAAGAGUAAAUUUCACUUUCUACCCCUAAGUGUCCAAGUUGACACAAAGUACCCCCAUUUAAAUUUGUUUUGAUCACUUUGUACCCCAUUUAGUAUUGCCAUUCUAUAUUUGAUAUGCCAAAUUGUGUCGAAUCUAGAAGACGAGGACGGCUCGUCAGUUAAGCAGUCGGAUCAGAAAACAUGUAGCCUUGUUACGUACAAUAGCUUUGAGAAGGAAGGAAAUGGGCUUCCGGCCCAGUAAGCAUCGGGCCCAUGAACCAUCCAUCUUCCCCUUCACCGCUCACUCUCUUCGGAAUCAGAUUCAGACGCCGGCGGCUCCAUUGCGAUCCCACCCCUUCUCGCUGCAGGCCUCUCCCCCGACCACGCCGCCGGCGCCGCCUUUCUGGCCUCCACGGAGUGCCGGGACCCCGCCCUAGCCCUGCACGCUUCUCCCCAUGCCGCCGCAGUCCCUGCUGCUCCCUCGCCGUUCCUCCGGUCGCCGCCGAGCAGGUCAGAUUUCUCCUUCCUGGCUUCCCCUCCCUCCGCCUCCCUGUUAUCUAGUCUCGACUUCUCUCCUACGAGCUUCUCUCUGCUCUGUUCCCCUCCGUAGCUUAGCUGUUCCCUCAUCCAUAUUCCUGUCUCCUACUUUCCUCUAUCCUUGACUUCUCUGGAGUCUGAAUCUUUGCUUCUCUACUCUGCCAACAUCCUCUACUUCCAAUCUUCCAUGCAGAUUAAGGAUUGGCUAGCGAUAGACCUUUUGUUUUCAUAUUUACAAUAUGCAUACAAACGUACCCCCGUAACAGGUUUUCCGGAAAAUUUCAGUUUGUCCGUAUCCGUGCAACCUAGCAUGUAUCCAACAUGGCAUCCGAUAAACGGCCAGCUUAACUGACGAGCGGUCCUCGUCUUCUAGAUUCGACACAAUUUGGCAUAUCAAAUAUAGAAUGGCAAUACUAAAUGAGGUACAAAGUGAUCAAAACAAAUUUAAAUGGGGGUACUUUGUGUCAACUUGCACACUUAGGGGUAGAAAGUGGAAUUUACUCUUAGUUUUAGCUUGGCAGUCUCUGUUUAAGAAGACGUGUUUAGGUUUCGAGAUUAGAUUACUGAUGAUCUUCGUUGAGGUAGCGCUUUAUUCCUUCUUCUUUUUUGUUUCUUUCCCUUCGGAGUUAUGGAAUAGAUGGCUUAACUGCGCUGGAGCUUUGGCCCUAGAAAUGCAUAUGCUUAGUUCGCACGACAAAUUGGCAAUCGGAUAUCUUAUAUUUGAUUUGUGACUUCUGUCGUCUGAAAUUGAAUUUAACUUUAUUUUGGUGGCAGAAAAUAUUUGUUAUGUGGAAAUUGCAAACCUGGUUCUGUCUUCACCGGUUCACCUGCAUAAAAAUCGAUCACUACAUUAAAUUACCUUCUGUUAAAUUUGUAGUCAUUGUUCAUAUUUUCUAUGGGUAACCGCGAGAUACUGUGUUAAAUCUCCAGCGUUGUUAUCAGCUUGACCGGUGAUCAUCAAUCACGAGUGACUCAACUAAAUUGAAAUUUGAAAUUUCGCAAGUCUUGUGUCCUCUAUAGAUCUGUGUCUCUGUCUCCUCCCCGCCCUCCUUUAUUCAGAUUCCUUUGUUGGGUCACCUCCAGAAUGGGUCUCCUCAGCAUCAUCAGAAAAAUCAAGCGCAAGGAAAAGGAGAUGCGGAUUCUCAUGGUCGGUCUUGACAACUCAGGAAAGACAACAAUUGUGCUCAAGAUAAAUGGGGAGGACACCAGUGUCAUCAGCCCUACUCUUGGCUUUAAUAUCAAGACCAUCCAGUACCAAAAGUACUCCUUGAACAUAUGGGAUGUCGGUGGGCAAAAGACCAUCCGCUCAUAUUGGAGGAAUUACUUUGAGCAAACUGAUGGGCUAGUUUGGGUGGUUGAUAGUUCUGAUGUCCGUAGGCUCGAUGAUUGUCGGGCUGAGCUCCACAAUCUCUUGAAAGAAGAGAGACUAGCUGGAGCGUCGUUGCUAGUAUUCGCAAAUAAGCAGGACAUCCAGGGCGCUCUCAAGCCUGCAGAAAUCGCAAAGGUUCUGAAUCUUGCGGCGAUGGACAAAGAUCGGCACUGGAAGAUUGUUGGCUGCAGCGCUUACACAGGGGACGGCCUGCUCCAAGGCUUCGACUGGCUGGUCCAGGACGUCGCCUCUCGCAUCUAUGUCCUCGACUGAAACGGAUGAAUUUUUCAGCCGCUGCCAAUCUCUUUCAGGAAAUAGGACCGCAUAAGAUUGGGAUGUUCACUGUUACAUGUAAUCUGAAUUGUCGGAUGUCGAAUCUGCAUAGAUGAUUGUAUGAAUGGUGUUGUUCAAUUCGUGAUAAAUGUUUCUGUAUGACCCAGGAUGUUUGAUUCAUGCUAUACAAGGUUGCUUCAUUAUUGUACCAA
Molecule: messenger RNA, 2960 nt
Organism: Brachypodium distachyon (stiff brome)
Lineage: Eukaryota; Viridiplantae; Streptophyta; Magnoliopsida; Poales; Poaceae
Product: ADP-ribosylation factor-like protein 2
Exons: 5
Coding region: 2191-2748 (185 amino acids)
Biological process (GO): protein folding
Cellular component (GO): microtubule cytoskeleton; cytoplasm
Molecular function (GO): GTPase activity; GTP binding
Source: RefSeq, a predicted model, not a curated record